AUGAAUGCCUCAGUGCCCAGCUUAGAAGAGCUGAACCAGUUCAGGCAACAUGUGGCAACUUUGAGGGAAACAAAGGCUUCUAGGCGUGCGGAGUUUGUCAGUAUAAAGAGACAGAUCAUACUGUGUAUGGAGGAAUUAGACCACACCCCAGACACAAGCUUUGAAAGAGAUGUGGUGUGUGAAGACGAAGAUGCCUUUUGCUUGUCUUUGGAGAAUAUUGCAACACUACAGAAGUUGCUACGGCAGCUAGAAAUGCAGAAAUUACAAAAUGAAGCAGUGUGUGAGGCUCUGCGCACUCAAAUCCGAGAGCUCUGGGACAGGCUGCAAAUACCUGAAGAAGAGAGAGAAGCUGUGGCCACCAUUAUGUCUGGGUCAAAAGCCAAGGUUCGGAAAGCGCUGCAAUUAGAAGUGGAUCGGUUGGAAGAACGAAAAAUGCAAAACCUGAAGAAACUGAUUGAGGCAACUCGAGUGGAGCUGGCUCAGCACUGGGACCAGUGCUUUUACAGCCAGGAGCAGAGACAAGCCUUUGCCCCUUUCCAUGCUGAGGAAUACACAGAAAAUCUGCUCCAACUCCAUGAUGCUGAGAUUGUGCGGUUAAGAAACUAUUAUGAAGCUCACAGGGAACUCUUUGAAGAUGUCCGGAAGUGGGAAGAAAGCUGGAGGCUUUUCUUAGAGUUUGAGAGAAAAGCUUCAGAUCCGAAUCGAUUUACCAAUCGGGGAGGAAACCUUCUAAAAGAAGAAAAACAACGAGCCAAGCUCCAGAAAACGCUGCCUAAGCUGGAAGAGGAGUUGAAGGCACAGAUUGAACUGUGGGAACAGGAACAUUCAAAGACAUUUCUGGUAAAUGGGCAGAAAUUUAUGGAGUAUGUGGCAGAGCAAUGGGAGAUGCGUCGACUGGAGAGAGAGAGAGACAGACAGGAAAGACAACUCAAGUACAAAAAGCAGACAGAGACAGAGAUGCUGUGUGGCAGUGCUCAGACACCUAGGAAGCGGCGGGGAAUGGCACCGAAAACACAAAGCAAAGCGCACAAGGUAAACACAAGGCCUAGGGAAGUGCUGAUUUCAAGGGAGUGGUGA
This is a messenger RNA of Cebus imitator (Panamanian white-faced capuchin), 1077 nucleotides long. RefSeq names its product protein regulator of cytokinesis 1-like. Gene Ontology annotation, cellular component: spindle; cytoplasm; mitotic spindle midzone. The transcript has 9 exons. The record is from RefSeq and is a predicted model, not a curated record. Gene Ontology annotation, molecular function: microtubule binding. Lineage: Eukaryota; Metazoa; Chordata; Mammalia; Primates; Cebidae. Gene Ontology annotation, biological process: mitotic spindle midzone assembly; microtubule cytoskeleton organization. The coding region runs from base 1 to 1077 and encodes 358 amino acids.